AGCACACAGCACACAACCUGGAAAGAUUGCCCAAACUCCUCCCCUUGGGCUUUGAUUACACAAUUUUGGAACUAACACACAAAUCCUAAAAGGAGGAUCUCCAGAAUCAGAACACAACAGACGAGCUAGUAUUGAAACAUACCGGUAGCACACCAGACACCAUGGCUCCAACAGACACAAACACACCGUCCUCGGCUUGCUCCUCCGCCAGAUCACUCCUCGCCACUCAUGCCAGUGGCAGUGCAGCUCCUACUCCAUUGCUGAACCUCAUGCCGGACAUUCUGUCUGUUCCAACGCCCCCCACAAGUACAAUGACUGAAGAAGCACCACAGCCGGGCCAGCAGCAUUUGCAGUCUCUCCAGACCAUCUUGGGUCAAGUCCUGGAUUUGCUGGACGAUGAAAUGGACUUGUUUUCGGAUGACGAAACGGAUGCUCCUCUUCCGCUCGUGUCUUCCUUCCAGCUCAAUGCACCCAACAGUCUCCCUCAGUAAACAACCAGACACUCAUUGACAGACUGACAUACCGGUACCGGUACAUGGGUACGGUACAUACAAACACGCUGAAAGGGGCGUUCGUUCAUGCAACCUACAUUUGCUCGAGCAAGAAAGAUAGAGGGACCUUGAGCUAUAUACGACUAGCACAUGAUGUUUUGACAGGAAUCAUCUAACUAAAGUUAGCAUACAUGUUAUACAUUG
Molecule: messenger RNA, 695 nt
Organism: Seminavis robusta
Lineage: Eukaryota; Bacillariophyta; Bacillariophyceae; Naviculales; Naviculaceae
Source: the annotation of a GenBank genome assembly